Messenger RNA from Penicillium vulpinum, 1407 nucleotides. RefSeq lists its product as uncharacterized. Gene Ontology annotation, biological process: regulation of transcription by RNA polymerase II. Gene Ontology annotation, molecular function: DNA-binding transcription factor activity, RNA polymerase II-specific. The transcript has a single exon. The coding region runs from base 1 to 1407 and encodes 468 amino acids. Lineage: Eukaryota; Fungi; Ascomycota; Eurotiomycetes; Eurotiales; Aspergillaceae. The record is from RefSeq and is a predicted model, not a curated record.
AUGCCGAGAGAAGAUAGAUACCCCAACUCGCUCUUGCAGUCUCAGGCAUCACAGAUUCUCACAGCCACAGAAUCCGCACUGUUCAGUCACUACCUUGACCAUACUAGCAAAGAUAUGACUGUUAACGAUGAAGACCAACAUACUUUGCAGGUCGGCAUACCAACUCUAGCUUUCCAGAAUAAGUUCCUCAUGAAAUCUGUGCUCGCAUUCUCAGCAGUAUGUAAAUGCUGUGAUAUUAUCAACCAAUCGUCAAUAUUCUGUGGAGACCGAGAAAAGAUCCUGGUGCUUCUAUCUAUCGCAGAUCAAUAUCACAUGGAGUCACUGCAGGAAAUCCGAGCCACUCUCCCCGAAACUGAUCAAUAUGACCACAUUCUUGCAAAUGCUGCCAUUAUGGGAAUGUAUGGAUCGAGUAGCCAUUGCAUCCGGAUUUGGCUAGCGGAAACAGCAUCCGACAAUGAGCUAGGACGGAGCCAGUUUAUGCCAAAAAGCUGUCAAUGGAUCAGUCUCUUCCGCGCUGUCCGGGUGGCCUACACGGGACUACUCGAUAACAGGCUCAAAACACCGGAUGUGAUUCACCUUGCUUUGGUAACGACGCCUAUUGCUCCUGUACCAAGUUGGGAUUAUCAAAUGCAUUGUAAACGCAACGUGCUGUGUCAUAUUGAGCAGCAAAAAUGUCCCCAAGAUCAUGUUUUGUAUCCAAUAUUGGCUGCUACAAUAGUAUCUGCACUGGAAAGACUGGAGCAAGGGGCCAGAGAAAUCACCAAACAUGAGAUUGGUGGCACUGGAGACCAGGAGAACCUAACUACCCAUAGCGACCCCGAUGUUCAAGCAUGUUUUAUUGCGUUGGAAAUAUUGAAGGAUAUUGCAUCCGAAACUUUCCCUGAUCAAUAUUUGAUGCCGAACACGCCGUGUCACUCCCAUCUCGCUUCUGAUUUUGAUAUAAACCUAGUGGGACAAAUUUCGAAAGUUUCGCCUUGGAUGCAGAGAUAUACAGCUAGAAUAACUUCGAUCGUCCCGUCGCGACUUCCGCGAAGGUUCAUCAUGGCAUUUGUCCACAAAGCUCCUGCAAAGUAUUUGAACUUGGUCGAAGACAUGAUGAGUCUCAUGCAAAGCAGAGCACCCGGUGGCCACGGAAUCACUGCGUGGUCCCUGAAUCCCAUGGAUUUCGAACCCAGCCUGGCACACCAGCUGGCUGUGGAUAUAUUUGCCCAUUGGCUGGUUCUGGUUAUUUUACUAGAUAAGGUGUGGUGGAUUGGAGGUAUUGGAGCCUGGGAGCUUAGGCAACUCAUCACCAUUCGGCAAGAUACGCGAUGGCGUAUGUCCUUUUGGAAGACACCUAAAGAUUGGUGGCCGGAAAGCAUGUUCGAGAUCAGUCGGCAAUUUAACAAACAUCGAGGGAGGAAUUGA